AGACGCUGCUGGACACGAGGCUGGAGACCACGGACCUGGAGUGGACAGUGCACCCCGAGGGGGAGGGGCAGUGGGAGGAGCUCAGCGCGCUGGACCCGGAGCUGGGCGGGGCCGUUCGCACCUUCGAGGUUUGCUCGGGCCGGGGCCCCUCCCCCCCCCAGAACAGCUGGCUCCGCUCCCGCUGGGUGCCCCGCGGAGAGGCCACCACGGUGCUGGCCGAGAUCCGGUACACCGUGAUGGCCUGCGACAGCCUCCCUUCCCCCCCCCGUCCCUGCAAGGAAACCUUCUCGGUGUUCUACCACGAGUCGGACGCCGACACGGCCACGGCGACCUCCCCGCCCUGGAUGGAGAACCCCUACGUCAAGGUGGACACGGUGGCGGCCGAGCACCUGGGCCGGCCGGGCGGUCACUCCCGGGGCCGGGUGAACCGCAAGGUGCUGCGGCUGGGCCCGCUGAGCCGCGCCGGCUUCUACGUGGCCUUCCAGGACCUGGGGGCGUGCAUGGCGCUGCUGUCGGUGCGCCUGUUCUACCGGCGCUGCCCCGCGGUCACCCAGCGCCUGGCGCGGUUCCCGGCCGCCGUGCCGGCCGAGCUGGUGGCCGCGGUCAGCGGGCGCUGCGUGGCCGGAGCGGUGCCCGCGGCCGAGGGCCGGCCGGUGAUGUACUGCAGGGAGGACGGGCGGUGGGCGACGCCGCCGGCGCUGGGGUGUGUGUGUGGGGCCGGGAUGGAGCCGGGGGAUGGAGAGCGCUGCACGCCCUGCCCCCCCGAGACGUUCAAGGCCGAGGCGGGCGGGGGUCGCUGCCGGCCCUGCCCCCCCCAGAGCGGAGCCCCCUCCCCAGGAGCCGCCGCGUGCCCCUGCAGGGCGGGGUUCGUGCGCGCGCCGGGGGAGGGGCCGGGGGAGCGCUGCUCGG
Molecule: messenger RNA, 909 nt
Organism: Catharus ustulatus (Swainson's thrush)
Lineage: Eukaryota; Metazoa; Chordata; Aves; Passeriformes; Turdidae
Product: ephrin type-B receptor 4-like
Exons: 5
Biological process (GO): protein phosphorylation; cell surface receptor protein tyrosine kinase signaling pathway; axon guidance
Cellular component (GO): membrane; neuron projection
Molecular function (GO): transmembrane-ephrin receptor activity; ATP binding; protein binding
Source: RefSeq, a predicted model, not a curated record